CAACCAACGCAGCCUAGGCGCCCUGCAUGAUUGUAGCAUCAAGAUCUGCGCGAUGAUGUUUCCUCUAAUAACAACUUGAACAGCUAUGAGUCGCCAAUUCUUGACCGCAUUCUCUGCGCCACGGUGUAGGCAUGCCAAUAUGAAACAGGAUAUCUGAUCGCUUCCUGGAGACCAUCUUCCUUCCCUCUCCAACAUCUUGUUGUUGUCACUUCCCCAACAUAUCUUCUUGUCGACAACAUCAUUUGUACGAUGAAGUAUAGCACGUCGCUACCACUGCUUUCAGUCUUCGCUUCAUCUGCUCUGGCCACAGGCCCGCUCGAGUUCUCGCUCAGGAGUGAACCACAUUCAGAACUUUCACGUGUCGCUGAACGUGAUGUGGACGGGACCUCUGAGUCUGCAGUUCUCACCAACUUUGCCGGUCAAUUGGGAAUGAAGUACUUUGUCAACUUCACCGUCGGAACGCCAGGUCAACUUCAGACCGCAAUUCUUGACACUGGAAGCGCGGAUACAAUCCUCGUCCCCUCCGACGCUCCAUUCUGCAAAGAAAAGGGCGCGAAAUGUCUAGGCGGGACUUACAACGCAUCGGCCUCAUCCACCUUUGAGAUGAUCACAUCUAGUGCCCUAGAUGCAAAUUAUGGCGAGACUGGUACCGAUUCUGGUUUUGUCGCAGAUCUUGCAACCGAUGUGAUCCAGGUCGGCGACGUCGUUGUUUCUGGUGCUCACUUUGGUAUAGCCGGUCAAGCUGAAGGUAAUUUCCUCGGCGACAGCAGUUAUGCCGGCAUCAUGGGUCUUGGUUAUUCGGCCAUGGAGGCUGUCAAAAAAGGUCAACCGUAUUAUCCAACUUUUGUCGAGUCGCUUGUCGGAGCUGGAGCCAUUGCCUCGCGUGUCUUUAGUCUCUAUCUCAAUGAAGUGAACAGCUACGGCUCUAUCUUAUUCGGCGGUGUUGAUACCGAGAAGUACACUGGCAAUCUUACCACCUUGAACUUGGUGCAAGCGGGAGUGAACGGAAAAAUGGUCCAGGCAUUCUUCAUGUAUCUUGAUGAGGUCAUGAUGAAGCGUGGAGAUGGCGUGGAGGAGACGAUUGUUGCACCCAACGAGAUUCAAGAGUUUGUCUAUCCGGACUCUGGCGCUUCAGAUUGGACAGUGCCUACGGACGUCUACAACAAGGUAGUCAACAUGACCGGCGUCACGGUCACAAAGACCAAUGCAGUCAUGGCCUGCAGCAAGAUCUCAAAUGAGACAUCCUUCACCUUUACGCUCUCCGGCAACGGAACCAACACAGCCAAACUGGAUAUUCCCCUUUCCUCCUUCUUUGUACCUGCAGCCAAAACUGAUGGGUCUAUCGCAAAAAUCGGGGGUGAGGAUGCUUGUCUAAUGAUGAUCAAGCCAGCUGCUUCAGGGUCGAAGUUCUACCUCCUCGGUGAUCCCAUCAUUCGUGCAGGCUACUGGGUGUACGACCUGGACAACGGACAAGUCUCAAUCGCUCAAGCACGUCUUUCAGCCACCAAUUCGAAUAUCGUCGCUGUAGAAGCUGGUCCUCAUGGUAUUCUGAAUGCGACAAAUCAACCUGCUGAGCUUAGUACCAAUCAGACUCAGCGUGUUGCUGGUACUGCUACUGCAUCAGUCAGCUACUCAUUGUAUACUGCUACCAAUGCCGUUGGACAGACUUCCGGUCCGCAGUCUACCGAUAUCAGCAGUGGAGCUAUCAGUCUGAUGUCUGGCAUACCCGCUGAAGGUAUCGUGUUUUUGACUGGCGCUCUUUUACUAUCCGUCGUAUUCGGCGCCUUCAUACUCUAACCACACCCACUAUAGAUCCCCAUCAGUAGAUAACCCAAGUCUCUUGAAAUGUUAGACAUGUGUCCACUUAAGAGGCAAGCUUUAACCGUGCCUU
Molecule: messenger RNA, 1891 nt
Organism: Aureobasidium subglaciale EXF-2481
Lineage: Eukaryota; Fungi; Ascomycota; Dothideomycetes; Dothideales; Saccotheciaceae
Exons: 1
Coding region: 250-1797 (515 amino acids)
Biological process (GO): proteolysis
Molecular function (GO): aspartic-type endopeptidase activity
Source: RefSeq, a predicted model, not a curated record